Molecule: messenger RNA, 2314 nt
Organism: Durusdinium trenchii
Lineage: Eukaryota; Dinophyceae; Suessiales; Symbiodiniaceae
Source: the annotation of a GenBank genome assembly
AAUCGACAUCUUUGGAUUAUCUCAUCGCCCGACAAUGGUCGAGUGGCCCUCCGCCUCGGCUUCUACGAGCAGCUGAUCAAGCUUCCUCAUGUGGUCAUGGCGAGCAGUCGCGAUUGGGAGGAUGAGGAGGUCAAUCACUCCUUGGCCUUGCGGAAGGCAAUCACAAUGCUUCGAAACUACCUCUAUAGGAAGGAGGCAUCCAUUCUGAAGUCAUGGUUCAAGCACUUCGACACCAACAUGAAUGGCAUCAUUGAGAAGUCCGAGUUUAUUGAAAGCAUCAGCCGGAUGUCCUACCCGGGGAACCCCGUGGAGUUCUGGAACGAGCUGGAGUUGGCAGACGCGGAAACUAUCAGCCUGCGAGAGAUCAGUGAAGAGCUGGCUGUCCUGUGGGGUCGCUUCCGGAAGUUCUGCGGGGUGACCUUCCUAGGCCCGAAGGACUUGCUCGUGCGCAUUGCUGAUCGGAAGGACGACGAUGAAAGGCGGAAGAGCGCCACCUUGGUUCGCUUGGCAGUUGGUGCAAACGGCACGAGCCCGCUGAUGGGUCCGUUGGUAGUGGACGCUACGCAAUGGUGUGAAGGACUGCGCCGUUGUGGAUGGACUGCAGGUCAUGAGGAGAUCCUUUUCGAAGCCUUGGACCGGUAUGAUGAGGCCUUGCUGGGUCAGAGGAACUUCCACUGGCUGGAGUCAGAGGUUCGUCGCCACACCCUGAAGUGCGAAGCCAAGCAGAAGGCUGCCGUGGACCAGAAGCUUCGUUUGGCUGCCAGGCGAAAUCGACAAAAGACCUUGGUCGACUUCAAGGAAUACCUCAUCCGCCACUUUGGCGAACCCUACUUUGCCUGGCGGAGGGCGCUGGACGUGGAUGGCACCAUGAACUUGCAGAGGGCAGAACUCUACAAAGUCUGCCGCAGCUUGGGUUGGCGUGGGGACGUGCGCCUCUUGUGGCAAGCCAUGGACGCCGAUUCCGCAGGCACAUGCUCCCUUCAGGAGCUGGACCUGCGGACAGCCCGGCAGCUGGCGCGCUUCCGCGGCUGGGCCGAGGGAAAGUUCGGCCCAAAGCCAGCGCAUCCGUUGUGGAAGGCUGUGGACCGACGAGGGAAGAUGCGCUUGGGCCAUGAGUCCUUCCUUCAACAGCUCAAGCGACUGCAGGUGUCCCUGACAGAGCUGGAAAUGGAGGAAAUCAGCCACUGGUUGGACUGGCAAGAGAAGGGCGCGGUCUCUUUGGACGAUUUGCUCUUCCUGGAUAUAUGGAAGCCUCCAGCCUACCUGACGGCCAUUUCUAACCCGGCUUCCGCCGAUGAGUUCCGGCGGCUGCUGAAGGAGAAGUACGGACACCCCUUGCGUGGCUGGCGAUUGAUGGACAAAGAUAACUCCAACACCUGCAAUUGGUUUGAGUUUCUCACGGCGAGCAAGAAGUUGGGCUUCGACGAUGCUGCGGGCGCCUGGUUAGACCUUGAUAAGGAUUUCAGCGGCGCCAUCUCGUUGGCCGAGAUCGAUGCUACGGCGAACCAGAUGCUGGUGGAGCUGAAGCGCUGGGCCGACCAAGAGUUCGGCGGAGUUCGGGCAGCCUUCCGUGUGCUGGACAAGGACAAGUCUGGCGAACUCACUGUGAAGGAGUUCCGCAUUGCAGUAUCCAUGUUUGGUUUCACUGGAGACGAGAUAACACUCUUCAGGUGUUUGGACGCAGAUGGCCAGGGUCGCUUGCAGCUGCAUGAGGUGAGCUUCCUCGAUGAAUGGGACCUUGGCCAGGACCUGGAUCAGGUUGGCGCCUCCACGGUCCCCGCCUACGAGCGCAGCGCCUCGCGAAUGUCACGGCUUUCCGGGAAGACGACGAUGUCAACAGCGCGUGGGGCGAGCUCCAGACAGACGGGCUCGCAGGAAGAGUCCAUGGUGGAAUUCUUCACAGAAGGGCCUGGCCCCGGCACCUACACCUUGCCAUCCACCUUCGGUGCGCCUUCGCGCAUGCCCACUGCCAGGCAUGGAGGUGCAUUCAGCUUCUGCCGGCGGCCAGAGGCUGCCUGGCUGGGCAAGCUGAAAUCCGUAGGCCCACCGCCGACCUCUGCGGACGAACCCCGGAAGCGGCCACCUUCCUGGAGCUUUGGGCGGAGCCCACAGCGGGCGCCUGUGAAAGAAAGAUCUCCGGGGCCCGGCUACUACGAACAGGCACCAUCACAGAAAGGGCCGAAGUUCACCUUUGGCACGCGGCGGCGUGCGAGGAUGCAUCCAUUGACACCAAUGCUGAAGCUGAGGCAAGGUGAUGAGAAGAGCUUACUGUACACAUGCUGAGAUUUGUCGACCUCGAAGAGUAAUCCCUCCA